AUGGCGUCACGCGUUUCGUGGGACAUCUCAGGAACCAUCCUCACAUCCGCAGGCCACGACAGACAUUUUCCAGCGUUCCAAUUGCUGCCCGGUGGCGAGUGGCGCGACUUUGACGCAGGAAAGCUUCCCUCCAAAGACAUCGCACCAAAACAUGACGAUGACCAGGAGCAGUAA
Messenger RNA from Salpingoeca rosetta, 174 nucleotides. RefSeq lists its product as uncharacterized. The record is from RefSeq and is a predicted model, not a curated record. The coding region runs from base 1 to 174 and encodes 57 amino acids. Lineage: Eukaryota; Choanoflagellata; Craspedida; Salpingoecidae. The transcript is spliced from 3 exons.